AUGAUUAUUUUCUGGUGUAUUCCUGUUGCUGUUGUUGGUGCUAUUUCGAAUAUUAAUUUCUUAAUUGAAAAGGCCCCUUGGUUAGAAUUUAUUAACAAUAUGCCAGACAAACUUUUAGGUAUCAUUACCGGUCUUUUGCCUGUUGUUGCGUUGGCUAUUUUAAUGUCAUUGGUUCCACCAUUUAUCAAAAAGAUGGGUAAAGUUAGCGGUUGUAUGACAGUUCAACAAGUUGAAUCCUAUUGUCAAGCCUGGUUUUAUGCAUUCGAAGUUGUUCACGUAUUUUUGGUCGUGGCUUUAUGUUCUUCUUCAAUCUCUGCAGUUCCCCAAAUUGUUUCAGAUUCGAGUUUACUUAUGCCGUUAUUAGCUCAAAAUUUACCAAAAUCUUCGAAUUUCUAUAUCGCUUACUAUUGUUUGCAAGGUUUAACUAUUUCUGCCGGUUUAUUGGUACAGAUCGUCGCCUUAAUUUUGGCGCAAUUUUUGGGUAAGAUUUUGGAUGGCACUCCAAGAGCUAAAUGGAAUCGUUGGAAUACUUUGGGUCAACCAUUUUGGUCCGUUAUUUAUCCAGCUUACCAAUUGUUGGCUGUGAUUGCGUUUUCAUAUGCUAUGAUUGCUCCAUUAAUCUUAGGAUUUGCGUUCGUUACAUUCGUUUUCAUUUACUGUGCUUAUAUGUACAUCUUGAUCCACGUUAUGCAACCAAACAAGACAGAUGCUCGUGGUAGAAACUAUCCAAGUGCAUUAUUACAAUUAUUUGUUGGACUCUACUUAGCGGAAAUUUGUCUUACCGCAAUGUUUGUUUUCGGUAAGAAUUGGGCUGCUGUCGCCUUGGAAGGUGUUAUGAUUGCAGUCACUGCUCUUUGCCAUAUUUACUAUAAAUGGAAGUUCUUACCAUUAUGGGAUGUUGUUCCUGUAUCUGCUAUUAGAUAUGCUGCUGGUGAUGGAACCUACCAAUAUCCAAUGCAUGAUCAAGGCUGGAAAGAGAUCAAGAUUGAAGGUGAAAACUACUGGCAAGGUGGAAACCAAUUGGGCUUGACAGGUGACCAUGAUCAACAAGUAUUACCAAACGUUAAUGAAAAGGAUACCUACUUGGCAACUGGUUCUGAAUCAAUUAUCAAUGAUGGUACUAGCCAGUCUAAGGUAACCACUGACUCUAAGCAACCAAUAAAUAGAAAUAAUGUUGUUGACGAAAAGGCUAUUGAAAGCUCUGGAGUAAGAAAUAGUGUUCCUACUUCUAAGCCAGAAGGAUCUGCAAUUACAAGAUUCUUCAAGCCUAAGUUACAAUCAUUUGACUUUGUUAGAGAUAAUAUGCCUGAGCCUUAUUUCAACUACAUUGAGUACAACCCAGAUUUCGUUAGAAAUGCUUAUGAAGAUCCUGUUGUUAAUGAUGAAGAACCACACAUCUGGAUCGCAAGAGACGAAAUGGGAUUAUCUGAAAUUGAAAAGAACAAGGCUUUAGAAAACGGAGUCGAUGUUUCAGACGAGAAUGCUAUUUACAACGAAAAGGGUGAACUUAUUUACACAGGAGCUCCACCUUCAUAUGAAGAAGCUUUGAAGGUCUAA
Messenger RNA from Debaryomyces tyrocola, 1557 nucleotides. Lineage: Eukaryota; Fungi; Ascomycota; Pichiomycetes; Serinales; Debaryomycetaceae. The record is from the annotation of a GenBank genome assembly.